AUGGUCCACCAAGAUUCUCACCAAGGCGGUAGCCUCUCCGAAAUGGCCGCAACUGGUACAACCAUCCCCAACGAUGCCGGCAAAAUGAACACCAUUCCCUCAGUACCUCGCCCAGACCAGCGCGCCGAGCACUUCGGCUUCGACAACGCCGGCCUCGCCGAGCCCUCUACAGCUAAGGCGGCUGACAACGACACUGACAUCCCGCGCUCGGCUCAAGAUAUUGGCCAGACCGGCGAGGUAAUCACCGGCACUGGAAACUCGCUGCCCGCUGGCGUCGAGUCCAAGCACCAUUAA
Penicillium brevicompactum is the source of this 294-nucleotide messenger RNA. RefSeq lists its product as uncharacterized. The record is from RefSeq and is a predicted model, not a curated record. Lineage: Eukaryota; Fungi; Ascomycota; Eurotiomycetes; Eurotiales; Aspergillaceae. The transcript has a single exon. The coding region runs from base 1 to 294 and encodes 97 amino acids.